AUGUAUUUAAUUUUCCACAAAAGGGCUCAAUUGUUUCAAAAAAUAGAACAUUUGAAAGACAAAGUGCGGAAAGAUUUAGUAGCAGCACUAGCUGUUCCAGUGGAACACCUGAAUUUGUUGAAACUGAUUGAUGUGAUACAACGUCUAGGCAUAGCCUACUAUUUUGAAGAUGAGAUAGAGAAAUCGUUGCAACAUAUCUAUGAUACGUAUGGCGAUAACUGGAAUGCUGGUAGGCCUUCCCUUUGGUUUCGACUUCUACGAAAACAAGGCUUCUAUGUUUCAUCUAAUGUUUUCAGCAACUAUAAGGAUGAAAAUGGAUGUUUUAAGGAAUCCUUAACAAAUGAUGUUCAAGGCAUGCUUGAGUUGUAUGAGGCAACGUAUAUGAGGGUUCAAGGUGAAGUUAUACUAGAUGAGGCUUUUGUUUUUACAAGUUCUCGUCUUGACGAAAUAUCAAAGGAUCCUCUUCGAAGCAACUCUACGCUUUCGUCUUUAAUACAAGCGACACUAAAGUUACCUUUAUGGAAAAGUUUUCCAAGACUAGAGGCUUUGCGUUACAUUCCUUUCUACCAAAAACAAGCUUCUCACAACGGAUCUUUACUUAGACUUGCCAAGUUAGGGUUCAACUUGCUUCAGUCACUUCACAAGAAAGAACUUAGUCAAGUUUCCAAGUGGUGGAAAGGUUUUGAUGUCUCCAACAACCUACCUUACCACAGAGAUAGAACUGUUGAAUGCUACUUUUGGGCACUAGGUUUAUACUUUGAGCCCCAGUAUUCUUCUUCUCGGAUAUUCUUAGCAAAAAUGUUCGCAAUGAUAACGCUUAUUGACGACACUUAUGAUGCUUAUGGAAUUCAUGAAGAACUUGAGUGUUUUACUGAAGCAAUUCGAAGGUGGUCGAUUACAUGCUUAGAAAUGCUUCCGGACUACAUGAAAUUGAUAUACCAAAAGCUAAUGGAUAUGUAUAAAGAAAUGGAAGAAACGUUGGUAAAGGAGGGAAGAGCAUAUCAUCUAAGCUAUUCCAAAGAGUUUGUGAUAAAAAUGGUUAAGAGUUAUAUGGAUGAAGAGAAAUGGGUUACUGACAAGUACAUGCCAACAAUAGACGAGCACUUGCCGGUUGCAUUAGUAACCAGCGGAACUGAUAUGCUUAUAGCAUCAAGUUUUGUUGGCAUGGGUGAUCUAGUCACACCUGACUCAUUUAAAUGGAUUCUCACCAAACCUCUUCUUUUCCAUUAUUCAAAUAUAAUUGGUAGACUCGUGGAUGAUAUUGCCUCCCACAAGGUUUUUGAUGAUUUUUGGGCCAAAUCCURCAGSAGUCCUGUAGGAGCAGGAGUGGCAGAAUCCUGUAGUACCUGUCCAUGA
Cynara cardunculus var. scolymus (artichoke) is the source of this 1356-nucleotide messenger RNA. RefSeq names its product beta-caryophyllene synthase-like. The transcript is spliced from 7 exons. Gene Ontology annotation, molecular function: terpene synthase activity; magnesium ion binding. Bases 1 to 1356 code for a protein of 451 amino acids. Lineage: Eukaryota; Viridiplantae; Streptophyta; Magnoliopsida; Asterales; Asteraceae. Gene Ontology annotation, biological process: diterpenoid biosynthetic process. The record is from RefSeq and is a predicted model, not a curated record.